UCGCUUGACAGCUGGACAGUUCGAUAGGCACGGGCAUCAUCUCCGAAUCCAGGCAGAAAUCCCCCCACCGCGACGCCCCUGAAGCAGAUCACCGGGAUCGGAACGCAACUCGCGCCCGUCGUCGUCGUCGUCAGCAUCCAGCAGAGGCAGCAGCAGGAGCAGGAGCGCAGCCACCAUGGCCCAAUCUCAUCGGGAUCGGGACAGGGACAGGGAGCGCGGCUCCGGGCCACUGCCCAACCGCUGGCUGUAUUGUCCGCGCAAGAGCGACUCGAUCAUCGCCGAGCGAUUCCUGGCCUUCAAGACGCCGCUCAGCCAGAGCUUCCAGGACAAGAUGCCCAUCGAGUGCACCUUUCGCCCCGAGAUGCUCUUCGACUACUGCAAGACGCUCAAGCUGAAACUGGGCCUCUGGGUGGACCUGACCAACACGAAACGCUUCUACGAUCGAUCCACGGUGGAGGAGCGCGGCGCCCAGUACAUCAAGCUGCAGUGCCGCGGGCACGGCGAGACGCCCUCGCCGGAGCAGACGCACAGCUUCAUCGAGAUUGUGGACAACUUUAUCAACGAGCGACCCUUCGAUGUCAUUGCCGUGCACUGCACGCAUGGCUUCAACCGCACCGGCUUCCUAAUCGUCUCCUAUAUGGUGGAGCGACUGGAUUGCUCUGUGGAGGCAGCGCUGGCUGUCUUUGCCAGUGCCCGACCGCCGGGCAUCUACAAGCAGGACUACAUCAAUGAGCUGUACAAGCGGUACGAGGACGAGGAGGACGCCCCUGCGGCCCCGGAGCAGCCCAACUGGUGUCUGGACUAUGACGACAGCAAUGGCGAUGGCUCGGCCACGGACAGCCGGAAGCGGCACUUUGAUGACAACAGCUCCACGUCCACGUCGCAGCAGGGCGCCGGAGAGCAGGAGGAGGACGCCGAGGAGCUGGAGGGUGAGGAGGCGGAGGGCGAUGGAGACGCCUCCACGUCCGAUGGACAGCCGAGGAAGAAGCGUCGCCGCGAGAUGGUCAUCAAGAAUGCCGCCUUUAUGGCCGGAGUGCCGGGUGUGCGGCAAGUGAGCGACCAGCCGCGGCUGGGCGAUUUGCAGCGAAAGGUGCAGGACUGGUGCCAGUGGAACAAGAACGGCUUCCCGGGCUCGCAGCCCGUGUCCAUGGACAGGAACAACAUCAAACGGCUCAGCGAGAUACCCUACCGAGUGUCGUGGAAGGCGGACGGCACACGCUACAUGAUGCUCAUCGAUGGCCGGGAUGAGGUCUACUUCUUCGAUCGCAAUCACUCCUGUUUCCAGGUGGAGAACGUGGCAUUUGUGGACGGCAAGAACCUGAACGACCACCUCGAUGGCACGCUCCUCGAUGGGGAGAUGGUGAUAGACAAGAUCGGCGAGACCGUAACGCCGCGCUACCUCGUCUACGACAUUGUGCGUCUUUCGCAUCGCGAUGUGCGGGACGAGCCGUUCUAUCCCAACCGACUGGACUACAUCAAGAAGGAGGUUAUAGGUCCCCGCAUUCUGGGCAUGAAGCAUGGCAUUAUCAACCAGCGACUGCAGGCGUUCAGUGUGCGCGGCAAGGAUUUCUGGGACAUUUGGAUGUCCGCCCGUCUGCUGGGCGAGAAGUUCUCCCGGACGCUGGCCCACGAGCCGGAUGGCCUCAUCUUCCAGCCAUCCCAGCAGCCGUACACGGCCGGCGUUUGCUCGGACGUCUUCAAGUGGAAGCCGCACGAGCUCAACUCGGUGGACUUUCGGCUCAAGAUCAUAACGGAGCGCGGCGAGGGCCUGCUCACGAAGAAGGUGGGCUUUCUCUAUGUGGGUGGUCACGAUGCACCCUUCGGACGCAUGCAAAAGCUGACAAAGGAGAUCAGAGACUUGGACAACAGGAUCGUCGAGUGCACCAUGAAUCAGUAUGGCAACUGGGAGUUUAUGCGCGAGCGAACAGACAAGAAGCAUCCCAACAGCUUCAACACAGCCCGCUCUGUUGUGGAGAGCAUAAAGCAGCCCAUAACUAAGGAUUAUCUACUAAACUACGUCGCGAACUACGGGUUUCGUGAUGACCAUGCCAUGAUGCCGCCGCCGCAAAAUGCCCAUCCCCAUCCCCAUGGCCAUGGACAACACCACCAUGGCGCACCGCAGGGACAGCGCCGGCCCCACUAAGCGUAUGCAGCUAGCAGCACCUCACGCCUCAUCUCUCAUCUCACCAUUGAACCCGACACUAGGAAAUUAAACAGCCCCUAAUAAAUAUAUUUCAAAUCGAGAAUUACACUCAACUCUGAGUUGGCCGAAAAA
Drosophila subpulchrella is the source of this 2275-nucleotide messenger RNA. It is a transcript of the gene mRNA-cap, whose product is annotated as mRNA-capping enzyme. The coding region runs from base 176 to 2143 and encodes 655 amino acids. The transcript is spliced from 6 exons. Lineage: Eukaryota; Metazoa; Arthropoda; Insecta; Diptera; Drosophilidae. Gene Ontology annotation, biological process: protein dephosphorylation; 7-methylguanosine mRNA capping. Gene Ontology annotation, molecular function: mRNA guanylyltransferase activity; ATP binding; mRNA 5'-triphosphate monophosphatase activity. The record is from RefSeq and is a predicted model, not a curated record.